CGAUGAAGCUGACGCAAGUUGCAUUUCCGCAGCUGAACGGACUCUGUCGGUCGUAGCUUCGUUUCGCUUCCAUCUUUUUUUUUCGAUACGUAAUUAUUCAUUCCCCCUCACCGGGAAGUCGUAGCACUCACGCUGACAUGGCGACGGAGGUAACGAAAGGUGUGGCGAAAGUAUCCGUCGGCGAGCUCUAUGUGUCGGACAAAUGUGGCAGCGACCCGGACGGGGACGGCACCGCGCAGAAACCCUUCAAAACCCCCCUCAAGGCUCUGUUGUUCGCUGGAAGCGAGCCGUUCCCGACCAUCUACGUGGAAUCUCAGAAGGAGGGAGAGCGCUGGGCGGUGAUCUCGAAGACGCAGAUGAAGAACGCAAAGAAAGCCUUUAACCGAGAGCAGGCCAAGACCGAUGGCAAGGAAAAGAAGGAGGCGGAGGACACCGAGAGGAGAGAGAAGAACCUAGAAGAAGCCAAGAAGAUCCACAUUGAGAAGGACACCAGCCUGCCUGAGCCUGAUACGGUUAAAAUCCAUCAUCUGGAGGCCAGAAGAGGCCAGAGGGUCAAAGUGUUGGGAUGGGUCCAUCGCCUCAGGAGACAAGGGAAGAACCUGAUGUUCAUCGUGCUGAGAGAUGGAAGUGGCUUCCUGCAGUGCGUCCUGUCUGAUAAACUGUGCCAGUGCUACAACGGCUUGGUGUUGUCCACAGAGAGCACCGUGGCUCUGUACGGGACCGUCACUCCGGUUCCUGAGGGCAAACAGGCGCCGGGAGGCCACGAGCUGCACUGUGACUUCUGGGAGCUGAUCGGCUUGGCUCCGGCAGGCGGCGCCGACAACCUGCUGAACGAGGAGUCUGACGUGGACGUCCAGCUGAACAACCGACACAUGCUGAUCCGAGGAGAGAACGUCUCCAAGGUCCUCCGGGUCCGAUCCGCCGUCACGCAGUGCUUCAGGGAGCACUUCUUCAGCCGCGGAUACUGCGAGAUCACUCCUCCCACCCUGGUGCAGACGCAGGUGGAGGGCGGCUCCACGCUCUUCAACCUCAACUACUUUGGCGAGCAGGCGUUCCUGACGCAGUCCUCUCAGCUCUACCUGGAGACCUGCAUCCCCGCUCUGGGAGACACCUUCUGCAUCGCCCAGUCGUACCGGGCCGAGCAGUCGCGCACCCGCAGACACCUGUCAGAGUACACUCACAUCGAGGCCGAGUGUCCCUUCAUGACGUUUGAGGACCUGCUGACCCGACUGGAGGAGCUGGUGUGUGACGUGGUGGACCGGGUGCUCAAAUCUCCCGCCGCACAGCUGCUCUACGACAUCAACCCCAACUUCAAACCCCCCAAGAGGCCGUUCAAGCGGAUGAACUACACCGAAGCCAUCGAGUGGCUCCGAGAGCACGACAUCAAGAAGGACGACGGCACCUUCUACGAGUUUGGAGAGGACAUCCCCGAGGGUCCAGAGAGGCUGAUGACCGACGCCAUCAACGAGACCAUCCUGCUCUGCCGCUUCCCAGUCGAGAUCAAAUCCUUCUACAUGCAGCGCUGUCCGGAGGACCGGCGCCUCACCGAGUCGGUGGAUGUGUUGAUGCCAAAUGUUGGCGAGAUCCUCGGGGGUUCGAUGCGUAUCUGGGACGCUGAGGAGCUGCUGGAGGGCUACAAGAGGGAGGAGAUCGACCCGACCCCGUACUACUGGUACACCGACCAGAGGAAGUACGGCACGUGUCCUCACGGCGGCUACGGUCUGGGCCUGGAGCGGUUCCUCACCUGGCUGCUGAACAGACAUCACAUCAGAGACGUCUGCCUGUACCCACGCUUCAUCCAGCGCUGCCGGCCCUGAGCGCGCGCGCACACACACACACACGCACACACACACUUUCUGUUGGUGCAUCUGCAUCUUGGCAUGUGGCCAUCAAACGUGUCGCUACAACUUUGAAUCAAAUCUAAAGGAUACUGUGUUCUUUUUUUCCCCAAUAACCCUCGUUGUGUUGAGUUCCGAUGGUGACGUCUCGCCGCGGGCCGUCCGCUCCGCCUGCGGGUCUCUGCCUUUACAGCUUCUUCCUCGUUGGUUCUGACUGGAAACCUGAAUGCGAUGAGCUUUGCCUCUGCUGGGUUUAGAUAACCGUCGUAGUCUCCUGUGGUUGUUGAGUAUAAACUCUUCUCCUGUGAGUGAGAUCUGUUCUCAUAGUUCCCCUCUGAGACCUUUCUGGUCGUAGAAAGAAUUCGGACUCCAUCGCCGCGCGUCGUCGCAUCAGACUUCUAACACAACGCUAGUCACAGGCAGCGAGGAAGAGGUCUGUGUGGUUCAGAGACGUGACCUCGGGGCUCCAUGUUCGUGUUUCAGAUAAACCUCGGCUCAAUGCUGUGCUCCAAUAAAUGUGAUUCCAACAGA
Gasterosteus aculeatus aculeatus (three-spined stickleback) is the source of this 2369-nucleotide messenger RNA. RefSeq names its product asparaginyl-tRNA synthetase 1 (gene nars1). Gene Ontology annotation, cellular component: cytoplasm. Gene Ontology annotation, biological process: asparaginyl-tRNA aminoacylation. NCBI's taxonomy places the organism in Eukaryota, Metazoa, Chordata, Actinopteri, Perciformes, Gasterosteidae. The record is from RefSeq and is a predicted model, not a curated record. Gene Ontology annotation, molecular function: nucleic acid binding; asparagine-tRNA ligase activity; ATP binding.